UUUUUGAAUUUUGUCUGUUUUUUGCAGGGGACUGUUUAUUUGUAGACAGUAGCUUCAUGUAGUCGAGCGGCUGCGUCCAUUUUCAAAGAAAGAAUAAAUACGAUACAGUAAAAAGGACAACGUCUUUCAAGGUUGAAAUCCCUUUGGGAUAAAGGGUCAGCCAAAAUGACGAUUAAUUUGGGUGUAAAGGCUCUUCUGAGCUGGGUCAACAACAUAAAACUGUCCGAGCGAGAAAUGACUAUCGAGGAUUUACAAGAUGGGACAGUCUUACUGAAAAUUGUGUAUUUGCUGAAAAAGGAACCCAACUCCAGUGUCAGUAAUACUAUGGAAGAUCGAUUCAAGCUCAUUGCAGACUUUGUGGAAAGAGAUUGCCGAUUUAAUGCAGCCAAAGGCACUUCAUUAUCUUGGGACAACAUAAAAGACGGCAUCCAUCUCACAGUAGAAAUUGCAAAGGUGCUUUUGUUGCUUGUGUACCACGAUAUAAUGAAUGACCGCUGCACUCUGAAAAUGAUGGAAUGCGAUGCGGAGCGAGAGAUAGCAAACCUAACUGGUUCCUAUGUAAUGGAGAGUGACGGCUGCGUUUAUCUUAACAAAGGACUGGAUGCCUAUUUAGCGAAAAGAUAUAUGCAUGUUGCCCGUGAAAUAUUCGAGCGAUCAGCAACCAUCUCUACUUCCAAUGUGUCGACUAUGUCCUCGUUGUCUGAUGACGAGUCCCCUGUCUUCCACCGCACUCAGAAAAUCUCAUUUAUGGACAUGCAAACUGUGGCUUCUUCCUCAGUCAGCAAGUCUCCUCUGCAGGAUAUCAUGAACACACCUAAAUUUCAGCUGAGAAAGGUGCAACGACAGAUGAUCAAGGAGAGAGACUAUAGAGAUGGGUUGGAGCGGGAGCUGGCCAGCAAAAUUGCACUCAUUGCACAAAGAGAGUCCCAUAUCAACCAGUUGCAGUACCGCCUGGACAAGCUAAAAGAAGAAAAAAGUGAUGAGGAGAAUGUUAUCGGGGAACAAAUCAAUGAGCUUCAGACCAAGAACAACACGUUACAAAUGCGUCUUAAUGAGAUGUUAAAGGAAAAUAAAGAUCUCAAGGGUAACACCUCGCUUAUGGAGCGCAAAGUUGAUGAACUGGCGGAUGAAAAUGGUGUACUGUCAUCACAGGUGAGAACCGUGUGUUCACAGCUUGCCAUCUUUGAGGCAGAAGUUGGCAGGCUGACAGAAACCCAAGCAUCUUCUCAGGAGGAGUGGAGAAGUAAAACAGGCCAACUACAGUCUGAACUUAACCAAGCUACCGCUCAAAAGGAGCUUCUGACUGAACAAAUUCAGAUUCUGCAGGGAAAAAUUUCCUGUUUGGAGGACGACAUAAACAAGGCCACUAAGGAAGAAGUAGGAGAGAAUAUGGGACCUAUAAUGGAGAGGGAAAUGUUGGACAAUGAAAUCAUUGGUUUGAAGAGUGAGCUGGAGAGCACAGUUGGCUUCCUAAAAAAAGCUGAGAUAGAAAUUCAAGCCAAAACACAGCAGCUGGAAGAGUAUCAACAAGAAAUUAAUCAACAGAAAGAUCUACUGAGGCAACAGGAAUCCAGAACUAAAGAAAUGAUUCAAGCAAAGGAUGAGAUUAUAGACAAAUUGCGAAAGGAAAUCAUUGAGCAGAGAGCAGUCCUGCAGCAUGAGAUCCAAGAUCUCAAGAUUCAACUGGAGCAAGUUGAACAGCAGAAAACCGAGCAGAUGACCAAACUACAACAGCAUAUUACUGCUUGUGAACAAGAAAUUGAAAAACUAAAGGAAAUUAAGAAAGAGAUGGAAGGCCUUCUCCACCAGACUGAAGAAAAUGUAAAAGAUCUUGAGACAAAGUUAUCCGCUGCCAGUUCCCUUUUGGCUGAUAAAGACCAACAACUUAACACUCUCAGAGAAGAAGUUGACGUUCUUACAGAUGAAACCAAAAACAACAAAAAUGAAAUACAAGCCAAGGAGGAAACGCUUGCCAAAUUACUUCUGGAGAAGUCUAAUGAGCAAGACCUUUUUCAAAAACAAAUCCAGGCCCUUAACAUCCAAGUGGAAGACCUUAGUUCAUCUCUAAAACAGGCUGAGAAGGAAAUUCAACUUAAGCUGGAGCUACUGGCUAAAACCCAACAUGCGAAUGUACAACAAAAGGAGAUACUUGAACAACAGCUUCAAACCUGUGAAGAAGAGGUAGAAAUGUUAAACAAAGAGAUACUGGUCAAAAAUGAGCAGCUUGUUACUCUUAAGAAUGAAAACUCACAACAGGCUGAAUCGUUGGAGCAAGAAAUCACAAGUAUGAAAGGCCACAUCGAAAGUCUCAAGGACUCUCUCAGAAUGACUGAGGAACAAGUCCAGGCUCAGAAGGUUAUGCUUACAAAGCAGGAGCAGCAAAGUGCUCAUCAGACAGAGGUCCUGCUGCACCAACUCUCUGCUUCUGAAGAGAAGGUAAAGAGCAUGAAGGAGGAGAUCGAAACUAAAGAGGAACAAAUGAACAUAUUGAAAAAUCAAAGUUCUGAGCAGUCAGAGUUACUACAUCAAGAGAUCUUAACUUUAAAGACGCAGAUUGAAAGUCUUUGUUCCUCCCUGACGGAUGCUGAAGGGAGUUUGCAGUCCAAGGAAAAGCUCUUUGCCAAUCAGCAAUUACAGAGCACUCAGGAUAUGGAGGCACUCCAGGCACAGUUGGUAGCAUCUCAAGAUCAGAUUAAGACUCUAAAUGCAGAGAUUCAUUCUAAGGAGGAGCAAUUCAUUCAGCUAAAUAACGAGACCUCCACACAAUCUCAACUACUACAGCAAGAGAUUGAAAGUCUGACUAAACGAAUAAAUACCUUGAGCAAUUCUCUGGAUAUCGCCAAGGACCAGUCUCAAGUUAAAGAAGAUGUCAUCGCCAAACAGGAGCAACAGAGCACUUUGCAGAUUGAGGAGCUUAAGAAGCAAAGAGCAGUUCUCGAGGAGGAGGUAAAUGGGCUGAGAGAGGAGACAAAAACUAAAGAAAGCAAUUUGGAACUGUUAAAGGUUGAGAACUGUAAGGAGUCAGAAGUGCUGCAGAACGAAAUCCAAACUCUUAAAGACCAAGUCCAAAGUUUGAACGAAUCCCUAAAGUCUACACUAGAGCAGGUUCAGGCUAAAGAAAAUCUUCUCACUCAGAAGGAAAUGGAGAUUUCUCAGGAAAACGAUACAUUUCAAAACAAGAUGGCAACUUCUGAAAAGGAGAUACAAGGUCUUAAGGAGCAGAUUGAGGCUAAAGAGGAACAUAUGGUCAAGCUAAAGCAAGAGGACUCCAUUCAGUUGGACAUGCUACAGCAGGAGAUUGAAUGUCUCAAAAACCAACUCGCUGAUAUGGGUGACUCUCUUACAAAAGCUCAGGAGAAGGUUCAGACUCAGCUAAUCAUGAUCACCAAGCAGGAGCAGGACAGCGCUGAUCAGAAGGAACUCCUGCAGCAGCAAUUAUCAGCUUCUGAGGAAGAGGUGAGGAAAAUGAAAGAGGAGAUCCAAGCUAAAGAGGAACAGGUGAUACAGCUUAAGACUGAUAACUUGGAGCAAACUGACUUGCGACAUCAAGAAAUCCAAGAUCUAAAGGAACAAGUUGAGAGUCUUGGUUCCUCACUGAAGAUGGCAGAGGAAAGUUUGCAGUCCAAGGAAAAUCUGUUUGCUGAACAGCAACUGAAGAACACUCAGAAUAUGGAGGCACUCCUGGUGCAAAUGGUGGCAUCUCAAGAUGAGGUAAAGAGGCUAAAUGCAGAGAUUCAUGCUAAAGAGGAGCAAUUCAUUCUUCUUAAUACAGAGACAUCUAAACAAUCUCAAUUGCUACAGCAAGAAAUUGAAAGUCUAAACAAACAAAUAAAUACUAUGAGCACUUCUCUUGAGAACGCCAAGGACCAGGCUGUAUCCAAAGAUGAUUUGUUGGCCGAGCAGAAGAAGCAAAGCACAUUGCAGAUAGAAGCACUUGGAAAGAACAGUGCAGUUCUUGAGGAGGAGGUUAAUCGCCUGAGAGAGCAGAUUCAAAUUAAGGAAAGCCAGGUAGACCUGUUAAAGGUUGAAAACGGCAAGGAGUCAGAAGUGCUGCAGGGCGAGAUCCAAACACUUAGGGACCAAGUCCAAAGUUUGAAUGAAUCCCUUAGGACUACAGUAGAGCAGGUUCAGGCUAAAGAAAACCUGCUGACUCAGAAGGAAAUUGAGAUUUCUCAGGAGAGAGAUAACAUUAAAAAAAUGAAGACGACCUCUGAAGAGGAGCUACAAGGGCUUAAGGAUCAGAUCAUUGCCAAAGAGGAACAGCUGGUCACACAGGAAAAGGAGGGCUCCAUACAGUCGGACAUGCUACAGCAGGAGAUCAAAGAUUUUAAAACACAACUUACUAAUAUGGGCGACUCUCUCACACAAGCUGAAGAGAAGGUUCAGAAUCAGCUAGUCAUGCUAACCAAACAGGAGCAGGAGAGUGCUGAUCAGAAGGAGUUCCUGCAGCAGCAACUAUCGGCUUCUGAGGAAGAGGUGAGGAAGAUGAAAGAAUACAUCCAAGCUAAAGAAGAACAGAUGAUACUGCUAAAGACCGACGGCUCAGAGCAGUCUCAUUUGCUACAUCAAGAGAUCACAAUCCUAAAAAUGCAAGUUGAGACUCUUGGCUCCUCACUGAGGAAAGUUGAGGAAGAUUUGCAAUCAAAGGAAGAUAUGUUGGCUCAAAAAGAGCAAGAACACAUUCAACAGAGGGAGGCUCUCCAAAGUCUACAGGAGAAAGUCAAACAAGUGGAAAUUCUACAAGAACAGAUUUCUUCACGUGAAGAUGAAAUUCAAAAGUUAAAGGAAUCUCAAAAUGAGAAAGAGAGCCAUCUCCUCAAAGCUGAACAGAAGCUUCAGAUCCUCCAGACAGAGUUGUCUACAUUCAAUCAACUCGUGACUGACAAAGACCAAAACCUGAACACUCUCAGAGAGGAGGUCACUGCCCAAUCUAAUUUGAUUCAAAAAGCAAAAGAGGAAGCUGAAGCUCAAGAAAAAUUACUGGCCGAGGUAAACGAGGAGUGCUCCAACCAGAAAGAUGCUCUUCAACAUGAGAUACAGGUUCUGAAAGAGAAACUGGAAACCACUUCUCAGAGUCUUCUGGCUAAAGAGCAGAUGUUACUUGAAACUCAGCGGGAGUCUUCUGAGCAGGUGGGGCUCCUCCAGCAGCAGCUUGCAUCAGUAAAUGCAGAGCUGGACCAAUACAAAGAGAAGCAAGCUGUAGAAAUCGCCACUUUAAGAGAAAAGGAGGCUCUGCUUCAGGAAAAAGAAGUACUCAUGGCCAGGGUACUGCAGAUUGAAAACAAUCAGAAAGAUCUGAAGAAACAACACGAAGCUGUGGUGUUUGAGAAAGAGAGACUCGCUCAAGCCCAACAGGCCAUGGAGAGAGAGAACAAGGCCUCGCAUAAACUGGAAUCUUUGCUACAACAUGAGAUGGAGAUAUUGAAAAAUGAAAAAGAGAUACUCUUGAAAGAGAAAGAAGAAGCGGAGGAAAUCCAAACGCUAAAGAAAGACCUGCAAGAACAACUGUUGGCUAAAUCUGAGGCGGCAGAUCACUACAAAACACAGAUGGAGAAGGCCAUGAGUUACUACAUCGGCAAGAAACAGCUUCUCCAGGAAAGCCAAGAAAAGGUGUCUGAACUCAAAAAUUCCUUGGAGGUGAAAGAGCAUGAAAUAAAAACAACUACCAUGGAAAAGAAGCUGCUUCAACUAGAUUUGGAUAAGGCCCAAACCAACGAGAAUGCACUUUUGAACAGGGUGGCCAGUUUAGAGGCACAGCUGGCCAUUGCUGACCGUAACCUGCGUGCACAGAACACAUAUGGUAAUGAAGGAAGUUCUCGGAUGUCCCUUUACAUGGAGGUUCCCAAUGCACACUCAAGUGUUCACACUAAAGCGAAAGUGAAGAAAGCCAUGAGCUCUGACAUCCUGGACCAGAGCUCCCUGGAAGACUCUCUAAACACCACAAGGAAACUUUCAGCUCCUGAUGAAUCGAGCACACCCCUUGUUCGCAGUUCAGAGCGCUUGGCAGCCAAACGCAGAGGUCUACAGGCGGAGUCCCUGGAAACCCUGUACUUUACACCGAUAAACAGCAGACAGAUCAACAGGACCAAUGCGGAGCACACACACGAGCUGGAUUCAACACGGAAAAAUCCAACUUCCUCUGUCAAGAGACGCAGGACCACACAGGUUAUUAACAUCACCCUGACCAAGAAAACCCCUGGCGGCGGUGAACACGAUGACACUUUCUACAGUCUGGCUUCGUCUCGCUCUCAUCCAAACCUCUCCAGUGCCCACACUGCACGCCCCGUAUCUAUGGAGCUGUUCGACACACCUGCCAGGAUGACCGGCACUGCCAGCGACCAGCUCAUCGGUCUCCCAGGCUACAGGCGGAGCACAAUGCACUCUCAGCCUGCUAGUACAUUCUGUGCGGGGGCAGAGAACGAGCCUGACGCUGGACCUGAUGACUGGAUGAGGAUUGCCGAGCUCCAGGCCAGGAACAAGGCCGUCCUUCCUCAUCUGAAGAGCAGCUACCCUGUGGAGUCUGACCCAUGCCGUGGCGCGGCAUUCCUUUUCACAGACGAAGAGCUCCGUACGGGCGACCCGUCUGACACCAUCCGCCGGGCAUCCACCAUGCCUGGCCAGCUGCAAGAUUCUCUCGACUCCCAUCGUCACUCCCUCAUGGGACACUCUACUGCCGCUGCCAGUACUCGUUCUCAUCGUCUGUCUUAUAUGCCCGGCCAGCUGCCAUCAAAAACCGUCAGCACUUCUCAGCUUAGAAGCCCGAAAGGCACCAAGCGGUCCUCAUCUACGUUGUCCGUACACCAAACUUUGCCUGAGAAAAAAGUGAAGGCCAGCUGUUUCCCAAGACCACUCACUCCCAAAGCCAAGAACGUGAUCAGUGAGACUUUCAACUCUCAGAAUUGCACUGCCCUCAAUCCAGUUGAUCGGAGGCAGUCAAUGAUGUUCAGUAUUGAAAACACCCCUAAAAACAGCUACUCCCUGAAGAAAGGGCUGAACAAACUACGCAUCUCCACUCGGAAAUCCCCAGGAAAAACCUCAAAGAAUUCGCCUGCUCAGACAUCUGCGCGUAAAUGCAAGGAAAACAUCCUUACGGCUAAUUCCCGUGCUGGAGUGGUACGAACAGGAAGAAUUAGCGGCUCUAAAUCCCCCCAGGUGGCAACUAAAGGACAGAAAACCACCAGCAGGUCUACAAAGUCUCCUGGAAUUUCUAGUGCUCGCAAGAUGAUGAACAGGAUGAAGGUGUGAGGACUGGUUCCCAGUGGUGAUCGUUUACGGUUCUUCUUGAUCAUACUUCCCCCCCCCCCCCCCCCCUGCAAUCGGUUUUAUAAUGUUCUACAUCAAUUUGUUUUCAUAUUCUUUUAAACUACUUUCAUUUAAUCUGUAUUAUAUUUAAAUGUUUGUCAAUAAAAGUUAAAAAUGACACACUA
Messenger RNA from Eleginops maclovinus (Patagonian blennie), 7427 nucleotides. It is a transcript of the gene numa1, whose product is annotated as nuclear mitotic apparatus protein 1. Gene Ontology annotation, cellular component: centrosome; spindle pole; spindle microtubule. Gene Ontology annotation, molecular function: microtubule binding. The record is from RefSeq and is a predicted model, not a curated record. The coding region runs from base 166 to 7245 and encodes 2359 amino acids. Gene Ontology annotation, biological process: establishment of mitotic spindle orientation. The transcript has 24 exons. NCBI's taxonomy places the organism in Eukaryota, Metazoa, Chordata, Actinopteri, Perciformes, Eleginopidae.